This is a messenger RNA of Theobroma umbraticum, 568 nucleotides long. Lineage: Eukaryota; Viridiplantae; Streptophyta; Magnoliopsida; Malvales; Malvaceae. The record is from RefSeq and is a predicted model, not a curated record.
AAGAUGUUUUGUGAAUAAAUAAAUAAAUGGUUCCCCGUUGCUCUUGGUUUUUUCUUUUGCACCGACCAAAGUUUGUUCUGUUGUACAAGUGCUUUCAAGAUGGAAACAGAGGAGUGAGGCAGAGUUUACAUGGUUUAAUUGCUCGGUUUGGUCGGCCUACCGACAACGAACGCAGCAUUUUUGCCAGGAGGAAGUCCAGUCCAGGAUUCUCAAAAAGGUUAUUGCAGUUUAUACGUUGGAAGAUGUCAGAGCUAGGGUGGCAAUUAUUACAGAUUUUUCAGGAAAAUAAGUUGGGUUCCCUUUCUUUUGUCUUGUUUAUGGAUAGGAAAGGUCGUACCAGAAAUAAUUGCAAGGAUGAUGAUGGAUUAAUUUGGAUGGGAUGUGUAGCAGUCGGUAGCCGUCCCUCCGUUUUGAUGCCGAUUGGUGAAGAGAUACAGCUGCGGUGGCUGCUUCCAUCUAUUGAUUUCCAAAUCCCAGGGCAAUCCCCUUGGCGUAAAGCCAUCCAGGGACUCAGAAUCAGAUGUUGCUGAAAUAAAAAGGAACUCCAAAAUCUGAAUUCACCCAAGCU